Molecule: messenger RNA, 900 nt
Organism: Ostreobium quekettii
Lineage: Eukaryota; Viridiplantae; Chlorophyta; Ulvophyceae; Bryopsidales; Ostreobiaceae
Source: the annotation of a GenBank genome assembly
AUGAAACCCUUGCAUUUUUGCUCAAUGAAGGACAGAAGAAUGUUCAAGCAAUGUUUUGGCCCUUUUCACUGGCCUUGCAGUUCUGGCAAUCUGAUUUCUGCAGCUUUUGGCGUCUGCAGGGUGCGAUAUGGGCGGGUGACAGUUCUUGACGCUGGCAGUCGUGCACAGCUGUGCUGUGGGGCAGUCUACCCUGACUGCGUGACAGAUGCCCCACCGCUUGUGUUCGAUGUGAUCUUCCUUGAUGAUCGCUGGCUCUUCACCAUGGACUUCGUGCCGCUCUUCGCUGGCCCUGAAUAUGAAGCGUCUUACAUUGCACCUUUAAAAGACGUCCGGGCGCUGCAUCAGCGAAUCAUGGUGCCCCUGCCAGACGCAUUUUACAGUGGCAAUCGAUGGAUAUCAACAGGCCUCAUGUUUGCAUCUUCAAACAUGUUCAGCAAGGACGGCACACGGGCGUCCGAUUUUGCAGAAGGCGUUGUGUCCAGCUUCUCUGACGGGCUCGAACAGUACGUCUGUGCAGUCAGCCGCGCUGCACAGGAGAAGGAGCGGUGGCGUCUGGACGAAGAUGCUCUCGGGGCGCAGAUGUCGCACAUCGCGUGGCUGUGGAAGCACACACACCCCAGCCAUGCCCUCCUGCAGAAGUAUGUUGGAGAAGGGUGGACGCGACUCGUGAAGGAUGUCCUGUGGCGGGACACACACGGACUGGACCGCUGGGGCGCCCGCGCGACGGACGAUGACCCCUCAUAUCACGAGGUCUACUCUGACGAACUGAGCGCCGCAGGGGGGGACGUGCCCCUCGCCAACAGGCGGCUCAAGUCGCUUGGGCUGUCGCCCCUGGAGUACAUUUACGUGAAACCUGACCCAACCAUGCUGGACAUCAACAAGGACCUCGAGCCGGAGUGA